Molecule: messenger RNA, 3204 nt
Organism: Poeciliopsis prolifica (blackstripe livebearer)
Lineage: Eukaryota; Metazoa; Chordata; Actinopteri; Cyprinodontiformes; Poeciliidae
Gene: rbm14b
Product: RNA binding motif protein 14b
Exons: 4
Coding region: 109-1794 (561 amino acids)
Cellular component (GO): cytosol
Molecular function (GO): zinc ion binding; mRNA binding
Source: RefSeq, a predicted model, not a curated record
UGCAGCAGCAGCAGCAAGCCCUCCCCCUCCGCAGCUUCUCCAGCAGUAUGCCCGACGUUCAAACGGAAGCAGACGCUACCAUUUUGAAACACAGCACCGCUAAGCGCUAUGGACAAGAGCCACACAGUGAAGCUUUUUGUGGGAAACCUGGCUCUGGACAGCACCCAGGAAGAGCUGUCAGCCAUUUUUGAACCGUAUGGCCAGGUUGUCAGCUGCAGCGUGCUGCGACAGUUCGCCUUUGUUCACCUGCAGGGCGAUGGAGCCGCCGAUCGAGCCAUUCGGGAGCUCAAUGGGAGAGAGUUUCGAGGACGGAAUCUGGUGGUGGAGGAGUCGAGGGGGAGGCCGUUGCACUCCACAAAAGUGUUUGUGGGUAAUCUGAGUGGGAUGUGCACCACUGAGGACCUCAAGCAGCUGUUCCAGACAUUCGGGAAAGUCCUUGAGUGUGACAAAGUCAAAGGCUAUGCCUUCGUUCACAUGGAAAACAAGGAAGACGCUCUUCAGGCCAUUGAGGCUUUGCACGGUACUUCGUUUAAGGGCCGACCGCUGUCUGUAGAGCUAUCCAAGGUCCAACCCAGCAAGCAGACACCCACGGGGAAAAUCCCAUGCGUUAACUGCGGGAAGCAGGGCCAUUAUGCUGGAGAAUGUCCUGUGGGCAAGCCGUCUUUAGAGCAGUACCAGAGCCAGGCUGCAGUCCUGGCCGCUGCUGCCGCCGCAGCUGCCGGCCUGCCUCUGCAAGUUCAACAGAGCGUGCACAAUUCAGUCUACAACACGUCCACCUUUGACCCCACGUACGCAGCUCUCACAGGAAUCACCACUGGCACACGUACUGAUGGAAACCCGGUGAAUCCGGCUGUCUACGGCGCCCUUGCCAGCCAGGUGUAUGGUGCUAACGUGGCCAACCAGCUCUAUGGGACCGUGGCGAGCCAGGCAACUCUUACAUCAGGCGCCACACAGGUGUACACCUCAGUGACCCCCAAUAUCUAUGGCCAGGUGGCUGCAUCUCCAGCUGCUGCUGCUGCAGCGGCGGCUGCUGCUUACACAACUCAAGUUUACACCCCGACUGUAGCCAACCACCCUGUGUACUUGGCAGCUGCUCCAGGAAUAGAGAUGCCAGCAGCAGCAGCUACAGUGAACCCUGCUUACUCUGUAGCCCCUGCGAUUUAUGGUGCUGCCACCCCAGCCUACGCUCACAUCAGCGCCAUGGGAGCAGCAGAUCCAGCCUCAGCCCUGUUUGAGGCUGCAAGGCAGGCUCACUACUUUGCCCAAGGCCAGCAGGUUGUGGCUGAUCAGCAGACAGCUGCUGUGGCAGCCGCUGUGGCCAAGUCAGGAGAGAGAGACCGUAGUCCUUUACGCAGGUCGACACCACUUCUGCCAGACCCGGUUAUGAAGCCAUUCAUAUACCAGCGGGCCAAGCCACGCAGACCCUUGCUUCCGACACCAGCUGGCCGUGCCGCAGAAGAGGCGGUAGAGGCACCAGAAGACCAGAUGGCCAGGUACUACGCCGAGUACUACCAGCAGUUGCAGCAGUACCCUCAGUUCCAGUAUGCCUACCCAUCGAACACAGUGGCAGCCAUUGCUGGCAUGCCUGGAGUCACGGGAGUCCCCGCGAUGUCUGCCCAGCCAGUCGCUACGCUGGAAGCCCUCAGGCCAGUGGUCCCCACUGCUGCCGCAGUGGCAGCUGCCAUGGCUGCGCCCAGGGUGUAUGAGCCGCCGUUGCCGCCGCCUACGCGCAAGGAGGCCAUCCUCCACCGCCCCGAACUCUCCCUUCACACGCCUGAGCCCCCCUUCCGAUAGUUGCACUCAACUGUCUGCCCCUGCCCCCUCUCCCUCUUUGCCCUGAUCCCUCACCCCUACAUACCUUUUCCACUCAAAACUUGACCACCUCUGUGUGUAUGCGAGUGUGUGUGUUUGUGUGCCUGGGGACUGGCUGGGGGAUAUAAAACUGAGGGCUGUUGGGCUUAAUAACUUGCUUUACGACUGGGCUGAUCGGCUAACCUUGGUCCAGUUUGCAUGACCACAGUGCAGCUUUGAAGACAGGCCUUCAUCUAUUUUUAUGGGCAUUCUGUGUGCUUUUCUGUUUUAACUUAUCGUGCCAGUCUCACACUUGUGCCAGUAUUAGACUGACUGAGUCAGUCGUUUCUUUUGCCUUUAUUUCUGCAACCCAGUUAUGAUUUUCUAGGGCCAAAUCUCCAGUAAUUUACAUCAGCCAUUCUACUUAGGCCUAGAUGAUCAGAUAGGGCAGCUAAUUUGAAACCUUUUUUGCCUUAUGUUGACGAGUACCAAUUUGUAAUGUUCUUAGAUGAAAUGUACACUUGUUGUGUACCAGCUGCAUUGUACUGUGUCCAACAGAACCAAGGUUAAAGUAUUUUGGGGAGAUUGCUUGUCCUGGAUGGGAUAUGGAUGUUGUACGUGUGAUUGCGUGAGACGUGGGGGCUCUUGAUUUUGCAGCGCACAAACGCAGCGGCAGCAGCUAAGACUGCGCUUUGCAGAGAAAAAAAAAAACAAUAAACGUAAAGCACACAUAGACGUACUGUAAUGUUCAUUCAUAUCUAUCCUCGCCCCCUUCCUCUUGAGUCUCAUCCUCACCUUUAAACUACGACACUGAAAGACACUGCUUCACCUUUUCCUCUUCCUAACGACAGCUGCCUACCUCUUAUUGUAAAUUUCAUUGUAGAUUGUAUUCUAUUCUGUACGUCUCCACACAUUUCACCCUAUCAGCAAUUGCAGCUCCAUGUAAAGCUACAUCAGUUCAAAGUCUGGGUAGCUGGAUUUUGUUUUUGUUUUUCUUAUGUAUUGUAUUUGGUCCUCUUUCAUGUUCAGAGGCCUUUUAAAACACAGAAAAAAGUGUUAAGAGUUUGUUUCCAACAUUAUAGUUUACCUGUGAUAUAAGUGAGCGUAUGGGAUGUGAUGAGUUUUCAACAAGAAAAACAAUGCGUAACUACUGAACAAGUUUACAGAAGAGCUUUGGAUUGCAUCCUUUUAGAAACCAUUAUAUCUGACAAGGUCAGUCAUGUGCCUCAAAGCCUUUAGUGAAGUGCAUUAAGUGGAGGGAUCUCCCAUUUUAAGUGCUUUUUUUUUUUUUUUUUUUUUAAUCAUUUCAACUAAAGCAACAGGAGCCUCAAAGCUCAGAAUCCAGAGGGCUACAAGUGGUAAAGCUUCCACACCUCCUAAUGGGUCUGUUUAUUGCAAACGGUUUUUUUUUUU